Rhodamnia argentea is the source of this 1053-nucleotide messenger RNA. Its product is annotated as F-box/kelch-repeat protein At3g23880-like. Gene Ontology annotation, molecular function: protein binding. The record is from RefSeq and is a predicted model, not a curated record. Lineage: Eukaryota; Viridiplantae; Streptophyta; Magnoliopsida; Myrtales; Myrtaceae. The transcript has 2 exons. Bases 70 to 1053 code for a protein of 327 amino acids.
AGAUUACUCUUACUCUGAUCGGAAUCAACCUCGGUUUUUUUUGCCUCGAUUCGCCUUGCUCCACUGACGAUGAGUUUGAGCAAGAGCCUUCCUCGUGAGAUGGUCCUCGAAAUUCUCAAGAGAUUGCCAGUGAAGCCUCUGAUGAGAUUCAAAUGCGUCUCCAAAUCGUGGCGGCUCAUGAUCGAUGAUCCUGACUUCGUGGCCAUGCACUUGAAGCACUCCGCUCUCGGUGGCACGAACUGGUACCUUCUUCUCAAGGUUCGGUACCCUUCUCGCGAGCAGAAGAGCUCUCUGUAUCCAGAUAAGUCUCUUACCGUGGAUUCUCAGAUAGAAAUCGAAGUUCCAUUCGUUAGCCCUACGGCCAAUUAUAGUUUCGUGGGUUCGUGCAAUGGAUUGAUAUGCGUUUCUGAGAAAAAUACUGAACAUGGAAGUUGGACGUUUUUUUUAUGGAAUUUAUUCACUAGAAAGUACAAGGCGGUUCAGAGUUCGUCUCUGAAUUUUGCUGAAACUCGUACGGUUCUAGGAUUUGGGUACAGCGACCGGAUUAAUGACUAUAAGGUUGUUAGGAUUACUCAUUGUCGUGAUAAAUAUGGAGGAUUCUGGAGGGGAUUAGUAUCUGAAGUUGAAGUAUAUAGCCUUAGUACAGAUACAUGGCGGGCGGUGGAAUUCGACCGCGGGUGCAAGCUCUGCGACCUCUCGACAGUCUCUUUCAAUGGAAAUUUGCAUUGGAUGUCCAUUCUUGCUGAUGGAGACUGUAGUUGGUGUUGUGGAUCGAUAACCACGUUUGGCGUAGCGGAUGAGGUCUUCAAUGAGAUGCCACUGCCGAAGAGUCUUGUUGGAGUCCCGUCUGUCGAGGUUAACUUGGAAGUUUUGAAUGGCUCGUUGGUGCUGCUGAUUAGUCAUGUGAACUGGAGAAAUCUAGUGAUAUGUAAGUGUGACGUUUGGGUUAUGACGGAAUAUGGCAUGCCCGAGUCCUGGACUAAGCUGCACACCAUACAUCUGAAUGGGGACGUGGGGAGAUUUCGUGGCUUCACGAGGAGUGCGUGGGACUGA